UAUCUCCAAGUGUCGCUUCUUAUCUCGCGCGAGAGGUCCUGAAGCCCGAGGGUCGCAGUCAACAAUGCCCGGAUGGCGUGGGUGAGAGCCCACGCUCGACUGCCAUUGCCAUCCUACAAACUACAAAUACAUCCCACAAACUACAAAUACAUCCCGGCCGCAAUUGCCAACAUCGCAGCGGGCCUCGUGCGCUUGAGAGUCGAUGUAGCCCCAGGUCAAACGACCGACUGACACCAGACCGUAUCCGGGCCGCUGCUUUGGCAUAUCACACACCACACGCCGUUCCACCCUCCUCGUCCCGAACCAACAAGCCGCCGCAGAGCCCGACACGAUGGCCGAAAUCACCCCCGUCACCGAGUGGCCGGAAUGGCACGACAACCCCGACGGCGGCGAUCCGCUCACGCAGAACUUUACGGCCGCCUAUGACAAGGGCGACCUAUGCUGGAUGCUCGUGUGCACGAUCCUGUGCUGGCAGAUCACGCCGGCCAUCGGCUUCCUGUACGCGGGCAUGCACCGGCGCAAGGCCGCGCUGACCAUGGUGCUGCAGUCGCUGUUCUGCUCGUGCGCCUGCGGCAUCCAGUACUGGGUGUACGGCUACUCGCUGUACGAGGCGCGCACCACCAAUCCCAUCCUCGGCGACCUGUCGCUGGCCGGCUUCAAGAACGUCCUCGCCCAGCCGUCGCAGGCGAAUGCGGAUAUUCCGGAUAUCCUGUACGCGGCGUUUGGGUUUACCUUCGUCUCGGCCACGGCCAUGAUCCUCGCUGGCGCCAUGCUCGAGCGCGGCAGACUGUGGCCCAGCAUGGUGUUCCUGCUGUGCUGGACGACUUUUGUGUACUACGUCCUCGCGUACUGGGAAUGGAACCCCAGCGGGUGGCUGUACAAGCUGGGCGUGUACGACUUUGCGGGGUCGGGCCCCGUGCACAUCGCCAGCGGGUUCAGCGCGCUGGCGUGGUCGAUGAUGCUGGGGCCACGCAUCAACGACAAGUCGAGCACAGCGACGGACCGGCGGUCGCGGCUGGCGCACUACAAGCCGCACAGCCCGCUACUCAUGUGCAUCGGGACGUGCUUCAUCUGGUUCGGCUGGUUCGCCUUCAACGGCGGCAGCUCGGCCAACCUGACCAUCCGCUCCAUCUACGUCGUCGUCAACACCAACCUGGCCGCCUGCGGCGGCGGCAUCGGCUGGGUCCUGCUCGACUACGCCUACAAGCGCAAGUUCAGCCUCGUCGGCUUCUGCUCCGGCAUCAUCGCCGGCCUCGUCGGCAUCACGCCCGCCGCCGGCUACGUCCCCGUGUUUGUCGCCGCGCUGGUCGGCCUCAUCACGGCCACAUGCUGCUACUUCACUGUGCGGUACAAGUACCUGCUCUCGGUGGACGACGGGCUGGACAUCUUCGCCAUCCACGGGGUGGGCGGGUUCGUGGGGGACAUCCUGACGGGGCUCUUCGCGGCGCAGUUCGUGCCAGCCCUGGACGGCGUGUCCGGGGCGUCGUACGCGGGCGGCUGGUGGAACCACCACUGGAAGCAGCUGGGCCUGCAGCUGGCGGGCGCCACGACGUGCGCCGCCUGGUCCUUCUUCGUGUCGUGCCUCCUGCUUUUCGUCAUCAACAAGAUCCCGGGCCUGCACCUGCGCGCCAGCGAGGAGAGCGAGGUCCGCGGCCUCGACGCAAAGUAUCUUGAUGAUAUCGACUACGAGGAGAGCUACUUUGGCAACGACUGCAUGAUCUCCGAGAGCGGGCCGACGCCGCGCACGAGGACCGCGCCGGCUUCGGACGAGGAGACCAAGAAGGAGUGAUUGGUGGGGCGCGAUAUCGGCGGGCCUUUUAGACUUUGUUGUUUUAUUAGGGUGUUAGAGGUCGAGAUAGAACUGGGAUGAAUAUAUUUCAUGCUUCAUGUUGCCGGGAUGUUAUAAUUUGCUUUUAUCGCCCACCUUUGAGCUUAGUAGGGAUGGAGUAUGAAGCAACAAAGAAUGAAGAAACUGGUAUAGGCAGACUUUCGUACCAGAGAAAAUGGCCCAGAGCAUGAGUAAUUAGUUUCAUCUGCUAAGGUGCAACCCAAUCAAAAUGUGAACGUUUCUGGCACAGAAUAGUCAUCAUUUG
Lasiosphaeria miniovina is the source of this 2093-nucleotide messenger RNA. Its product is annotated as ammonium transporter AmtB-like domain-containing protein. Gene Ontology annotation, biological process: ammonium transmembrane transport. Gene Ontology annotation, cellular component: plasma membrane. Lineage: Eukaryota; Fungi; Ascomycota; Sordariomycetes; Sordariales; Lasiosphaeriaceae. The record is from RefSeq and is a predicted model, not a curated record. Gene Ontology annotation, molecular function: ammonium channel activity. The coding region runs from base 332 to 1789 and encodes 485 amino acids. The transcript has 5 exons.